This is a messenger RNA of Eimeria acervulina, 1281 nucleotides long. RefSeq lists its product as hypothetical. The transcript is spliced from 3 exons. The record is from RefSeq and is a predicted model, not a curated record. Bases 1 to 1281 code for a protein of 426 amino acids. Lineage: Eukaryota; Apicomplexa; Conoidasida; Eucoccidiorida; Eimeriidae.
AUGCACCGAAUGAAGAAUAGAAACAGUGGAUGGGGCCCCCUUGGGGGGGGCCCCCCUGGGGUGUCUGGGGGGGGCCCCCCUGGGGUGUCUGGGGGGGGCCCCCUUAAGGGCCCCCCUAUAGAAGGGCUUAAUGAAGAUAAUGAGAGUCUACCAACAUUGCUGCUUUAUUCACCUGUCUUUAAUAAAGCAAUCUCUCAAGAGCUGCAGCAAAAGGAGACAGCUGCGAGGAGACAAAAAGGAGACGGUGAAGGAGACAGCGAAGAAGAUUUAAAGGCCAAGACACAAAUAGAGAGAGCGAAACUACAGCAUAAUCCUAAAGAUGCUGACGCUUGUUAUAAACUAGAAACAGCAGCAACAGCAGGAACUGCAGCAGCAGCAGGAGCAGCAGCAGCAACUGCGAAUGAAGCAGCAGCUGCCGAUGAGCCUACAGCAGCAAAAGGAGACAGUAAAACCCCUACCCCUUCUCCUCGUCUCUCGCAGUCUGCUGCAUCCGAGCAGUUACUUCCGGAAGCAGCAGCAGCAACGGAAGCAGCAGCAGCAGCAACAACAACAGAAGCAGCAGCAACAGCAGCAAAGGGUUCUGCUUCAGCAGCUUCAGGAGAUUCGCAUGCCAGUCCUGCAGCAGAGAGUAGCAGGGGCCCCUCCCCUGCUGCGCGUGGGGGCCCCCCCCAAAGUAAUGUCUUAUCAUCUGUAGACAUAGGAGAGACAGACAGAAAGGAGACAGUUAGAAGACCCCCAAAGGGUACAGCAGACUCUAGGGAUGCCCUUGAUAUAGUCAAGGAUGAGCACAACCAGGAGGCAGGGGGGCCCCCUACAACAUCAAGCGGCCCUAAAGAGGGUGGGGGCCCCUUGGAGACAGCUGGGGGCCCCUCAGAGACACCCGGGGGGCCCCAGGAGACACCUAGGGGCCCCACAGAGACAGCUGGGGGCCCCCAAGAGACACCUGGGGGGCCCUCAGAGACACCCAAGGGGCCUCCACAGGCACCUGAGGGGUCCUUAGAGACAGCUGGGGGGCCCCAGGAGACAGCUGGAGGGCCCCAGGAGACAGCUGGGGGCCCCCGGGAGAGAGCGAGUUGUGUGUGCAGCGUAGCAGAGAUAGGGGGCGUGGUGUACAGCACAAAGCAGCACGCAAGAAGAAGGAUAGAAGAACAGCAAGAGGGUUUGGGGGCCCCUCAAUUUUUAUCUCUUGAAAAGCUCCUGGGGCACUUAUACUUCGAGCAGGGUGAAUUCGAGUUAGCCAUCAAAAGAUACUGGAGGGGGCUGCUGGGGCGCAGGGUUUAG